GCGGCAGGGGGUCGGGCUCGCGCUCUGCCUCACAGUGGUGAUGCUGCUGCUGGUUGGUAGCCAGCCAGCCAGCUAGUCACCAAAGCUCCGUUUACAUGGUCACAUUUGAGGCGUUUGGCAUCGUUGAAUCGCGCUGUGUGACAGCCGAGGAACGCAAUGUGCUGCCGUACAUGUUGCCUUUUAAUGUAAUAAGAUGCAGGGCUACUCGAACGUCAAACAGCGGCUUCUUACGUAUAGCCGUCCGCGGAUAGCUCGCUAACGUUCCGGCUAACGGAACUACUGGUGACAGUAGUUCAUUAACUGCUUCAGCCGACAUGUUAGUUUGGUCGGGUGUGUAUGCCCUAGGUUUUUUUGUAACCUCACGUCUACUCUGGAAAUAACCAACGGUUAGAGACUCCACCGGCUGAAAACAUGACUCAGUGAGCUAGCGAGCUGGUUGGCUAACCAGGUUAGCCUACUGUUAACGGCUAGCUUAGCUGGGGAUGCUAUUAUUGGUGUCACUCCGGCAGCUGAAGGGGUGUCUGUCCAAUGGAGCUGAAGAGCUGCUCGGCUUGCAAAAGAUGACUGGCCGCCUGAGCCGUGUGCCUCUCUCAGCAGGAGGCGGAAUAUGGAAUCCGAGGACAAGUGGAACAAAGACCCGAGUGCACAUAAACUUCUGGACCAAAAGGUGCUUUGCAAGCAAAAUGGAAGGAUUGGUAUAGUGAGAACUCUUCACAGCCUGUUGAAAACCCAGAACACGCUCCAAAUUCAGUCCAUCACCCGUUCAGAAUGUGCUGGUUCCUGUCCAAAUCUAAUGAUGAGUAGAAGUGAGCACGCUGAUGUGAGGCCCAUCCCUGUGGCCCUCACCCCCCAGCUCCCUCCCAGAGCCCACCGGCCCCUCUGUGUGUCGGUCUCCUCCGACAGCAGUGGACGCUUCAAGGCUCUGGAGACACAGGAGUGGAAGAACAACCUCAAAGCUCAGAUGGAGCAGGCUCAUAGUGCAGGAGCCGCCAGUAGCACUGGUUCUCUGGAGCGAGCAUCUCUGUUCUGGGCCUCGGCUUCCACCACAGCGUCCAGCUCAAGUCUCUCCAGUCCAGUGGAGAUCCUAAACAAGAGCAAAUCCUCCAGUCGCUUCUCCCUCUUCUCUCCACCCUGGAACAGUAGUUCUGAGUCUGACUCAAACCCACCGUCCCGCUCAGGCUCCAAGAAGUUGCGUAACUACAGUAGAAGAGCUGCCACAGGUCCAGCUGGAGCCAGGGGCCCUGAUACACCCGAGUCCAAACCCAGCGGCCCUGAACACUUCCAGUACUCUGAGCCUGUUAUCUCCAAGGUGACGGAUUAUAUCUUUGUUGGCAACCUGAAUGCAGCAUACAAUGGGCGCACACUGUGCCGCAACAACAUUGACAGUAUCAUCGACAUGAGCAAUGUGCCAGGAGAACCGGGUCCCACCCUCAGCCUCAUACCCUGCACCUGCUCCCGUGGGACCCGGCACAGCUGGUCUCGCCUUAAGGUGGACAUCGGAGAUGUGCCAGAUGCUCUGGGCGAUGGCCCGGCUUUAAAGCAGCGAUGCUUUGAGGACAUCAAUGAGUGCAUCAAUGCCUCCAUGGAGAAAAGGAAGCGAGUCUUGGUCCACUGUCGGGACGGAUUCUCUCUGGCACCGACGUGUAUUAUCCAGUAUCUCAUGGUGAAGCAGAACAUGAGGCUGAUUGCUGCAUAUGAGCUACUGAGGGCUAAGUACCCAGUAAACAUCAGAGAAUGCCACCAAAACGUGCUUGUGAGCUUGGAGAGAGCAUUGAGGCCUGGUGGCAACAUUGACCCAGAGUGCUUCAAACAAGCCAUCUCACGCAAAGUGGCAUGGACCUGACUCCGUUUCACAUCGUAGACUGAUCAGCUGGAUAUUGUUGUUCCUCCUUAAGUUCAGUGGUUGUAAAAGUUAUACAUUUGAUGUAUUUUCUCUUCAGACCUGUAAAUGUGACCUGGCUGUGAUUCCUCCUCCAUUCUUCCUAAACAGGAAACGCAAUAGACUUCACGGUUAUGUAUACAGCUUCUUGAUGUAAUGUAAUAGUGUUGGCCGUAUAGUUGAUAUAAUCCUGCUUCAGUUCUGUGCCAUGCUGUUGUGUCGGUGUUCAAUAUCAGGGGAAUUUCUUUACGAGUGAUCUCAGGAGAUUAUUGAUGUCAUACAAGUACAGGAUGGGAAAAUUAUUCAUUCGAUUAAUGUGCGGCCUCAUUCGCACCUGGAACAACAAUGCAUCUUAGAGAGCUGUGUAUGUAUAGGGUUUGGCAACUUGUCCAUGAAUGAGUUGUAAGACCAGUGGCAGUUUAGAUUUUUCACCAGGCCAAUGUAUGAUACUAAAUGUGAGUUGACAAUCUACUUGAAGUUAGCACGUUCAAAUUAGAAAUGAAAUAUGACACCUGAAAAUGUUUCCCAGUUGUUGAAGUCUUUUCACAGGCAAAACAUUUGAGAGUGUGGUUUUAUUUGCCUGGUGAAACUCGGUUUUCUGCCUAUGUGUCAUAUCUAUGCCAUAGGUGCGUACCCUACAUUGUAGUCUAUGCCUUAAGCGUAACGUAGGCUUCUGCACUAAAGUGUUGCAGAGGCUCUGCUUGUGAUGCUCACCCCUUCGCGGACAGUGCACGGACCUCACAGCAUCGCUGAUGUGCACCUCCCCAGAAAUCUAACGACUUGCUGCGGCAUUACAUAGUGCAAGAGCUGUGAUUGGUCCACUUAGUAGUCAAGUGUUUCUGCUUUAGAAUUUCUGGCUGCUUCUCCAUCUCUGCAAUUUUCGAAUUGAUUGAUUUGGAUCAAUAAUGAAUCAGAAAGAUUAACUGAGGACGUCUGUAGAUACAGAAACUUGUGUUUGUCAAAAGUUUCAGCUGCCGUUGUUGAAAUUGAAGCAGGAAGUAGAAACCAAAAUGAACCUGACUGGUAAAAAAGACACAGCGUCAUCUAGUGUUUGGGUAGAAUUGUGCACAGACGCAUAUUUGCGACUUAAGUCACCGUGAGCAGUGAUUGGUGCAGAUUGCAUUGUCUUGACCAUAUCUGUUACUUGCCAAACGGACGUACAAAAUUCUCCCCUCUUCCUCAGUCUUUUCAGUGGUUGUACACCCAAAAUCAUGAUGCUUUCAGGAAAAGAUUUCAUGAGCUGCUCAAUUGCAGACACGACACAAAGAAAUUUAACAUGGCCUGCCUGCACUACAUUUCUGCAUCAUUAUACGUUGUGUUACAUUGUUACGUUGUGUUACAGCUCCGUACCAUUGCUAGUUAUCAAACAGCCUAAACCCUCCUCUCUGGCUUCAUGGUUGCUGAGCCUGAUUGCUGUUAAAACAGAAAUUUCCCUUCCCCCAGAAACUAGAAUCAAAAUGUAGUGAGAAGUCUCAACACAAGCCGUCAGUCCAGAUGCAUUGAAGGUGUAUUUCUAAACUGCCAUUGACCUGACAAUAGGUAAAGUUUGUGGUCAUUUGUUUGGAAGGUUGUUCUUUUUUUCUUUUUCUUUUUUUCUUUUUUUUAAAUGUAUAUUAUGAUGGUAGAAUGUUUGCCUGGAUGCAGUAGUCAUAAUCUUUGUGCAAUAAGGACUUUGCUUUGGAAUACUUUGAGACCAAGUUGCAACUCCACUGCACAUCCUAAGAUCGGAGGUCUUACAUGCUAUUAGUCACCGAGGGAUCGAUCACCACUGACUGGAUUAAUCUGCUUCUAUCGCAAGAAGGAACUUUGCACAUGGACAUACGUUUUAAAUCUAACUUACUUCUCUUUCAUGUGACCUUUUCAUGCAUUCUUUGUUUGUGUGUAUUUUCCAAGGUCAUACUUAAUGGGAGACGAAUGGCCCAAGCUGUCCUCUGUGAGGAAGACUGUACCCCCAUGUUAAGCCACAGCUUGUCUGGUUAAGUGUCUUGGGUAGUGCUCAGACUGUGGCUCUGUGAAUUUAAACUUCAGUGUAUGCUGUGAAGUUGUGCAUCUCUUAUCAGUAUUAGUGUAUCAGUGCCACUGCUAUUCAGGGUUUACACAGCAAGAGAUGAUUUUGCACUACUCACAGGUUGCCCAAUUUCAGAAAGUUUUUAUUUUAUUUUAUUUUUUUAAUUUAAAAUUAUCAUUGAUGAUAUUUCACACUUACAUUGAGAAAUGACUGUUGUCGAUGUUUUUUACAGUCACCGUUGUUAAUGUGCUCAUUGAAAUAGCCAUGCUAAGGCAAUGGUCCAGUUAAAAUAAUAGAAGUCUUGGUCUCUACACGAUUUUCUGACAACAGAUUUGUUUUGUGCAACAGUUCAGGAAUCAAAAUAUCUGCGUGCAAUUAGGACCUACAACCAGGCAGAGCCCACUAUGAAGAGUCUAUUGUGCUCUGAUGAUGUACAUGUCUGCACUGCUGUUGCUCUUCUGUCCCUCACCACCCUAAUAAUUUGAUAGGCCUAGCAGAUCUUUGUUGAAGUAUAAUCCAUUCCAAACACACAUCAGAGAUUUUUUUUCUCAGAUUGAUAAUCAGUGAAUCCAUUGUCUUCGUAUGAAUGAUUUUUAUUAACAAAGCAGAUCAAGACAAGACGUGAGAGCCAUGCUACUAAUGGAACCCAAUAAUCCCAAUGAGAUGAACCCUGCAUGACUCUAGAUAUGUGAAAUGCUGUUUCUGUCCUGCUUGUAAGUUUAGCCUCAUCUGUUUAUGUUGUAACUACAUCUAAGUUCAGAUCUGGACCACAGUGGGCAAGUUUUUGGGCCUGGCCCAGUCACAGUCACAAUAAUCACACACAUAUUUAGUGAACUUGAAGGGCAACCUGUGAAUAACACCUUGCAUAUUUCCUUUUUACAUUUUUAUUUUGAUAGUUCUUAAGUUCCUGGGCAUCCUCUGUGAGAAUCAGUUGUACAGCACAGUUGUGACAUUAACCCUGGCACAGUUCUGUGGUCAUGUCAGUGGUGUGAUAGGAGUGGAAGCUAAAGAGUAUGGUGCCUUCAUUUAGAGUCGUCUUGUGACCGUAUGGUGACAUUUGCACACUUUGUAUGACUUUAACCUCUUGAUAUGUUGUAAAACGCUAAAUAUUUUGGGUGUUCUUAUUUUCAGCAAAAAAAAGGUAUGGACAUAACAUUUGUGUCAAGUGGUCCUUGCUGUGAUAUAUUUGCUAGUAAAUAGUGUACAGUACCGAUGUUGUUCAUUAAGGUGGUGCUGGGAUUGAAGAUGAUGAUACAUGAGGCGGCCAAUGUUUUAAUGCACAUAUUAGGCACUCUAGUACACAAAGAUUCUGCAGAUUUGAUUUAUUCCUUGUUGCAUAUGCUUCUCGUUGACACCAUAUCAGACUGAAUAUGUUUUCUAACUCGUUCUCUCAGGUGAUUCCUCAGUGGCCCAGAAUGUUCUCAAUGAAUACGAUGUUCAGAAAUGUGAAGCAAUGUAUUUCUCAUGUCAUGUUUACUGAGUCAAAUUUAAUUUGUACUGUUGAAAUAUUAAAGUAACCAGUGGACUUAA
Molecule: messenger RNA, 5417 nt
Organism: Mugil cephalus (flathead mullet)
Lineage: Eukaryota; Metazoa; Chordata; Actinopteri; Mugiliformes; Mugilidae
Exons: 4
Coding region: 608-1843 (411 amino acids)
Biological process (GO): negative regulation of MAPK cascade; protein dephosphorylation
Cellular component (GO): cytoplasm
Molecular function (GO): MAP kinase tyrosine/serine/threonine phosphatase activity; protein tyrosine/threonine phosphatase activity
Source: RefSeq, a predicted model, not a curated record